Molecule: messenger RNA, 1749 nt
Organism: Glycine soja
Lineage: Eukaryota; Viridiplantae; Streptophyta; Magnoliopsida; Fabales; Fabaceae
Product: RING-H2 finger protein ATL34-like
Exons: 1
Coding region: 180-1358 (392 amino acids)
Source: RefSeq, a predicted model, not a curated record
UAUAAUGUCCAUACACUCUAUUAGACAUUUCCUUCCUUCCUUCCUUCCUUAUUUGUUUGUUUCUUUCUUAAUGCUCCAAGAGAUCAAUAGGUCUAAACAAAAAUGAGUUAUUGCAACAACUUUCAUCAUUUAACUUCAAGGAAUUAAUGAGUUAUUACAUGCAUGCGUAAAUAAGAAAAAUGAGCAUGCAAAAGGAGAGUCCUCUUAUUAGACUCCACAGUUUCGACCAAGGCCAUGCAUGGCUAGCUCUACUGCACCUUCUCAUUCACAUCUCACCGGCAGUAACCGGUCAGCCGGUAACCCCGCCGGUGCAACCCGACAGCAACAAAUCCGUGAUCGCCAUCAUGGCCAUCGUGGUCAUCAUGUUCCUCAUCUCAGCCUUCCUCUCCCUCUACUCCCGCAAGUGCUCCGACCGGCCGGUCCAGACACGUGGCAUCCUCGACCUCGCGGGCCCCACGGGCGCAGCCGGUAACCCGUUGCAAGCCGAAUCCAACGGCCUCAAUCAAGCCACCAUAGAAACGUUCCCAACUUUCCUCUACGCCGACGUGAAGGGUCUCAAGAUUGGAAAAGACACGCUUGCAUGCGCGGUGUGCUUGAACGAGUUCGAAGACAACGACACCCUCCGCAUGAUCCCCAAAUGCUGCCACGUGUACCACCCCGAUUGCAUUGGUGCGUGGUUAGCCUCUCAUUCCACGUGCCCGGUGUGUCGUGCCAACCUUGUUCCACAACCAGAAGACAUGAACACGAACACGAACACGAACAUGCCUUCAAUCUUGUCCAUUCAGAUACCCAAUGAAGAAGAACGUGAACAUGAACAUGAACAUGAAUACGAGGCUGUUAUUGUUGGUGAGGAACAUAAGAGAGAUGUUGACGUGGAGUCACCGAAGGUGGAUUUACUUCGGAGGAUUCGAACGUUGCACCAUGAUCAUCAGAGCCGUCCAUCGAGGUCGAAGUCGACGGGGUUCUUGUCUUCGCUCUUGUUUCCGAGAUCAAACUCGAUGGGGCAAUUGGCGCAGCAUGCUGGGGAGAACUAUGAGAGGUUUACGCUAAGGUUACCCGAGGAGGUACUACGGAGCCAGAUGGUGCUGAAGCGUGCGAAUAGCUGCGUGUGCUUUACGAGGAUGAGUAGUGGCACGUGGGGGUAUAGGACGAGAAGCGUGGGGAGAGGGUGUGUGCAGUACGAGAGGUUUGGUGGUGAGAAUGAACAGUGGGGUUUCACUUUGACGCCGCCAAGUCUCGUUAGGAACAGUUGGAAUAAUAAUAGAUCAACGAGAAAAUCACCGGUUCAGCGUUCGGGUGUGGCGUUGGAUAAUAAUAAUGCUGGUGAGAGAUCCACUGAAUUCUUGCGUCUUGGGUAGUUAGGGUAGCUACUAGGGACUGUUUAGAUACAAGCUAGGAAUGUUUUUGGAAACUUCUCUACGACUACUGAAAAUAUAGAAUCGUUUCCGACACAGAAACUCUCGACAGGACUUAUAGUCAUAUAUCCAAACAAGCUCUAACCAAUUAAAUUCUUAAUUUUUCUUGUCUUACUCAACUCGAAGAGAAAUAUCUAGUGUAGAAGACAAUCCUAGUUUCAUACGUUGGAGAAGUUGAUGAUUAUUCCGGCAUGUUAAUUUGAUGAGUAGAGAAUGAUAGCCAGGCAAUAAUUGUUAUGUUUAUUAUCAGUAGUAGUCUUUAAUAUUAUUUGUGUAAUAGAUAUAUCAUAUAUAUUUAUAUCAUGUGCAGUAGAAACUUAUUAUUUUGAAUGGA